ACAUCUGCCUCUGCUGCGGAAGUUUCCAGGUAUACACACAGCACCCCCUCUUUGUGGGAGGGAUGUGCAUCCCAUGCAAGGACAAGUUCCUGGAGACCCUCUUCCAGUAUGACGAUGAUGGGUACCAGGGCUUCUGCUCCAUCUGCGGCUCGGGGGACACGCUGCUCAUCUGCGAGAGCCCGGACUGCACGCGGUGCUACUGCGUGGAGUGUGUGGACGUCCUCGUGUCCCCGGGGACCGCGGAGCGGGUGCAGAGCAUGAGCUUCUGGGUGUGCUUCCUGUGCCUGCCCUUCUCCAGCAGUGGGCUGCUGCAGCGCAGGAGGAAGUGGCGAGACCAGCUGAAGGCUUUCCAGGACCGGGAGGCGGUGAAUUCCCUGGAGAUCUACAAGACAGUGCCCGUGUGGAAGAGAGCGCCGCUGCAGGUGCUGUCCCUUUUUGGGAACAUCAAGAAAGAGCUGACGAGCCUGGGCUUUUUGGAAACGGGUUCUGCUUCCGGGGGAAGAGUGAAGCAUGUGGAAGACGUCACAAACACGGUGCGGAGAGAGGUGGAGGAGUGGGGUCCCUUCGAUCUGGUGUACGGCUCCACGCCGCCCCAAGGCAGUGACGGCGGCCACUCUCCAGCCUGGUACCUGUUCCAGUUCCACCGGUUGCUGCAGUACGCAUGUCCCCCGCCCGGCAACCCAAAGCCCUUCUUCUGGAUGUUUGUGGACACCCUGCUGCUGACCCCAGAAGACCAGGAUGCCGCAACCCGCUUCCUGGAGACAGAGCCCGUCACCCUGCAAGACGUCCGCGGGGAAGCUGUCCACGGUGCCGUGCGCGUCUGGAGCAACAUCCCGGCUGUGAGGAGCAAGCACAAGGCACUGGGUCCUGACGAGGAGCUGGCGCUGCUGACCCACACAGGCCCUGCCGGCCCGCCCGGGAGAAGGCUCCCCGCGGGGCCCGCCACGCUGGUGAAGAACUGCUUUCUCCCCCUCAGAGAGUACUUCAAGUACUUUUCCCAGAACUCCUUCCUCUUUACAAGGUUCGUGUCCAAGGCUGCUGAGCGGGCCGGAGAGCCACAGGACACCGAGCAGGAGAAGAGACGGACGUGGUCAGGAGCAAACCUUCGGGUUAGGCUGAGCUCAGAGGGUCCCCCCACAGGCAUGAGAGGAGACUGA
Dipodomys spectabilis (banner-tailed kangaroo rat) is the source of this 1157-nucleotide messenger RNA. It is a transcript of the gene Dnmt3l, whose product is annotated as DNA methyltransferase 3 like. Gene Ontology annotation, cellular component: nucleus. The record is from RefSeq and is a predicted model, not a curated record. Lineage: Eukaryota; Metazoa; Chordata; Mammalia; Rodentia; Heteromyidae. The annotation marks the transcript as partial. Gene Ontology annotation, molecular function: DNA (cytosine-5-)-methyltransferase activity, acting on CpG substrates; enzyme activator activity; DNA binding. The transcript has 10 exons. Gene Ontology annotation, biological process: negative regulation of transcription by RNA polymerase II.